GUGUGCAUUUGUGUGUGUGUGUGUUUCUGGCGGUGCAGCGGCGCACUGAUUGGGCUGCUGCAAUUUGCAAAACGAAAAACGGGAACAAAAUGUCGGUUUGCCUGGUAACGCUGCCCAAAAAUAGGCGAACGGUACCUAGUGCUCUCACCGUUUUGUGCCCUGUUAGGCUGUGCUGUGAUCGCGAGUGCUCAGUGGUGGUCUUCGGUGGUGGUUCCCCUUUUGGAAUUUAUACUGCAGUUUCUCAAAUAGAUAAUUCACAGAAUGGCGGAAGUACUUGCCUCCUUAGAUUAUUUUGGAUACCUGCUACGACUUUUUAGCCAACAGUCCAACGAAAUCUUAUGAAGUUACUUUUGCGAUUGGUUCUACGUUAUGUGCGUAAUAGUCAGGCUGCAAUAUCCACACCUACAUGGAGGUACCUCUAUCUACCAGCAAUGGUUCGGAAUUUAAUCGAAAAGUUUUCGACUUGUUUAACGUGGUUCCGUUGGAUGGGGUAAGUCCCGUUUUGCUAGUAGGAACCCGUAGAUCCGAACUUGUGUUUCUAUGGCCUCACAAGUUCGUAUUUAACGGGACCUACUACCAAAAAUAAUCAACAAAACGCAGAGGGAAAAUGUGUGUUCUAUUCGCUGCAAUUUUUCCCAAUCGUCUUUUGACCUACGUACAUGCGGAGUGCUUUUUUAAAAAAUAAAAGAAGAAAGAAAAGGGGAGCGAAAAAUAAAAAAGAGGGUGGUUUCUGGGUGAGGUAGUAGGUUGUAUAGUAAGUAUUACACCUUUUUGGAGUACUGUACAGCCUGCUAACUUUCCCUGAAUCGUACCAUUUUCGCCAAAAAUUAGCAGCAAUUUUGACCUUUAUUUGACAUUUAUAAACCGUAAUACCUAAUAAAAGAUUACUUUAUAGCUUUGAAGUACUUUCGUUGCAUUUUAUAUUGCACGCAGUACAAAAAAACAGUGGCGUGGAAAUAAAUUUUAAUUUCUCCUUUACCUUUUCCCAAAAUCAUUUCCACGCCACUGGUAAAAUAUAUUAUAGAUCGUUACGAUGCCACUGUUCAGUGUUGAUUUUUUUUGACAUUGUAAACGUGAUUAUGUGUUUGUAUUUAUUGCAACAGGUCAAUGUAUGCAAAGGCUAAUUUUGCCUGUUCCCUGAGACCCUAACUUGUGAUGUUAAUUGAACUCUCACAAGCUAGCGACUCGGGUAUUGGCGGAUGGCAACACUGCAGAGCGUCUAGUAACUUUUGAAUUAAGGGAUUGACAACAUUUAUUCACUAUUGGUGUAAUUUAACAUGGCUGCUUAAUGUUUAUUUAAUUGUCAAGUUUGUGAUAAUUUUAUUUAUAAUUUUGAAAGAAAGACCACAAAGUUGUUUAUUUCAUAAUUAAUAGUAGCGUGUGUACAGGUAGAAGCUAAACCUACCUCAUUUGUAACGUGUUUCUUAAUGAUUUUGUGGUAUUAGUGUUGAUUGUUAGUUUUAAGGUUAUAACUGUACUGUAACUAAUUAACUGGGAACUAUUUAAAUUAAAUUAACGUUAUAAUGAACGAAAUUGAACUUAAAAUGUUAUUGCAAUAUCCUUUUAUUGUUCCCAUAAAGGAUAAUAAGUUCCAAUAUGCAGGCUAUAUGUUAGUAAAUGGUGUGGAUUAUGAUAUUGAUUUAAGUACACCUUCCGACGAUUUUGAAGGCUAUGAAGUUAAAAUGACGCAUCAGUUGCAACCGUUUCAAAAAGAAAUUAAGAAUUUGAUAAGAUAUGCAGAUGGAUAUAAUGUUUUAGAAUUAUUGGACAAAUUGAAAGAUAUUCUAUCAGCCAAAACUAUACCCAAAGAAAUUAUUAAUCACACUGCUGUUUAUAGACAUGUGAUUAAUGAAUAUGUUGAACUUCGAGAGUUUUAUUUUAACAUUCAUAAAUGUGUUCUGGCUAGUAAUAUGUCAGACAUUAGUAUUGUUCACAUUGAUACUUCAGGAAGAACCCAUCAAAUUAAAAUUAGUAUUGAUUAUGACGAGCAAAAAAAUAUAUUCAAAGUAGUGGACAGUAGUCUUCCAAAUCCUACUAAUAGGGAAUUAUUUAAAUCGUCAAAUUCUUUGAAAGCAUUAUAUGAAGUUUUUGUUAAUACCAUAGAAAGAUUGCAAUUAUUUUUUGAUAUAAUGGAUAGCAUAAGUGAAAUUUGUUGGAUUUUAGAUCCAUUACAACCAACAAGAAAAGAUUAUCAUAGAAGAAUAGCUUUAGGUAAUACUUCCUCUGUUAUCCUUACUGUUGACCCAUGGUUUCCCACAAAUCCUCCUGAUUUAAAGUUUCUUGGCCCUGAAAGAAUUAUAAAUGAUUUAAGAGAAAAANUUGACGAAUCAGUCUAUAGAGAUGGCUUAGAAGAACUGCAAUCCAAACCCCCGAAUUGGUAA
Messenger RNA from Agrilus planipennis (emerald ash borer), 2381 nucleotides. RefSeq names its product E3 ubiquitin-protein ligase FANCL-like. The transcript is spliced from 6 exons. Gene Ontology annotation, biological process: protein monoubiquitination; interstrand cross-link repair. The coding region runs from base 1524 to 2381 and encodes 285 amino acids. Gene Ontology annotation, molecular function: ubiquitin protein ligase activity. Gene Ontology annotation, cellular component: nucleus; Fanconi anaemia nuclear complex. The record is from RefSeq and is a predicted model, not a curated record. NCBI's taxonomy places the organism in Eukaryota, Metazoa, Arthropoda, Insecta, Coleoptera, Buprestidae.